Molecule: messenger RNA, 2346 nt
Organism: Populus trichocarpa (black cottonwood)
Lineage: Eukaryota; Viridiplantae; Streptophyta; Magnoliopsida; Malpighiales; Salicaceae
Product: ATP-dependent 6-phosphofructokinase 3
Exons: 13
Coding region: 520-1998 (492 amino acids)
Biological process (GO): fructose 6-phosphate metabolic process; glycolytic process
Cellular component (GO): cytoplasm
Molecular function (GO): 6-phosphofructokinase activity; ATP binding
Source: RefSeq, a predicted model, not a curated record
UUCUUAGCUUUCCGCUGGUCUUCACGGUUUGGUAAGUAACCCAAACGGUUUUCUUGUGAAUCCAAUCCAAUUUCUAUAUAAAUAAUUUAUUCCCAGAAAAGAAGAAUAGUCCGUCGAGAGAGAGGGAGAGAGAGAGACUAAAACCACUGCUGCAAGUGGAAAAGUAAUUGGUCGGUUGCCACCUGUUUGUUUUAGUUUUGGUUCAAAAACCAGCAGCACGAAGAGUCCACAUAAAAGAAAAGCUUGGUCCUCCUUGUGCGGAGUACACCUUCCUCAGGUAUACAAGGGUCAACGUUGUCUGUGUGCUGCAGCGGUGUCUCUCGAACCCUAAACCUCUAUAUUUGUUAACUGGUUUACUGCUUGGGUUUCUCUGUCUUUAUUUGGAUUCGAUAUAUACUCUCGCUCCUAAAUCAUCAUCUUUCACUUGAAAUUCGCCAGGAAGCCCUCUUCGCUUCGUUUCUACUGCUUCCCUUUCCUUUCGAUCUUCAUCAACUUGUACAUCUUUCGAUCUUCAUCGCCAUGGAAUCAAAUGGUAUCUCCGAGCAGAAGAUCAUCACCGGUGAUUCUGGUUACAUUCUUCAAGACGUUCCUCAUUUAACCGAUUACAUUCCUGAUCUCCCGACUUAUUCCAAUCCUCUACAAGACAAUCCUGCCUACGCCGUUGUCAAGCAGUAUUUUGUCCACGUCGAUGACUCUGUUCCACAAAAGAUUGUGGUUCACAAGGAUAGCCCCAGAGGGAUACAUUUCCGCCGUGCCGGACCCCGUCAAAAGAUCUAUUUUGAGCCAGAUGAAGUUCGUGCUUGCAUUGUCACAUGUGGGGGUCUCUGCCCGGGACUCAAUACCGUAAUUAGAGAAAUAGUGUACAGCUUGUACCAUAUGUAUGGCGUGACUAGAGUGCUGGGGAUAGAUGGUGGUUACAAGGGUUUUUAUGCUCGAAACACGAUUCCUCUGACACCUAAGGUUGUGAAUGACAUUCAUAAACGUGGUGGAACUAUCCUUGGGACGUCACGAGGUGGCCAUGAUACUUCAAAAAUUGUCCACAGCAUUCAGGAUCGGGGCAUUAAUCAAGUUUACAUUAUUGGAGGAGAUGGAACUCAGAAAGGGGCAUCGGUGAUUUUUGAGGAAAUUAGAAGGCGGGGUCUUAAAGUCGUAGUUGCUGGAAUUCCCAAAACCAUUGAUAAUGACAUUCCGGUUAUUGACAGGUCCUUUGGCUUUGACACUGCUGUUGAGGAGGCUCAACGUGCUAUUAAUGCAGCACAUGUUGAGGCUGAAAGUGUCGAGAAUGGUAUUGGUCUUGUGAAGUUGAUGGGUCGUUACAGUGGGUUUAUUGCUAUGUAUGCUACUCUUGCAAGCCGGGAUGUGGAUUGUUGCUUGAUUCCAGAGUCCCCUUUUUAUUUAGAUGGGAAAGGUGGACUAUAUGAAUACAUAGAGAAACAACUGAAAGAAAAUGGGCACAUGGUUAUUGUGAUAGCUGAAGGUGCAGGCCAGGAGCUGCUUUCUGAAAGCAUGCAACAAGAUGCUUCAGGAAAUAAGCUUCUUCAAGAUGUUGGGCUGUGGAUAUCACAGGGGAUCAAGGACUAUUUUUCGAAGCAGAAGAAGAUGACUAUAAACCUCAAAUAUAUAGAUCCUACAUAUAUGAUCCGUGCCGUACCAGGCAAUGCAGCUGACAAUGUUUACUGCACACUUCUGGCUCAAAGUGUUGUGCAUGGAGCAAUGGCUGGUUAUACAGGCUUCACUAGUGGUCUUGUUAAUGGCAGACAAACAUACAUACCCUUCUAUCGUAUCAAUGAAAAACAGCACAAGGUGGUUAUAACAGAUAGGAUGUGGGCUAGGCUCUUAUCGUCAACAAAUCAGCCCAGCUUUAUUAGUAAUAAAGAGGUCAUCGAAGAUAGAAAGGAGCAUAUCUCUGGAGAAGAGAAAAACGAAGAAACCCAGUUGUUGGAUGAUGAAAAUUGUGCUGAUGUAGUUCCAGAGAAUGUAGACAACAGCCAACCGUGAUCCCUUUUAAAACCCUAAUGAUCAAUAUCAUUGCCUAGCCUACAGUUGUGUCCUCUCCUUGUGUUCCUACACGCUUUUAGUUCUGUUGCAUAAGUCGUAUUCCAAGGUCAAUUUCUGCCCUCGUUUUAUAUAAGUGUAUUAGGAAAAGGUAGUCAUUCUGCCCGUAGAAAAAUAAUUUAUACCUGUGAGUGACACGGGAAAAGUUAGCUCGUGCUGAACUGCGGAUUGCAUGUCUGGCAUGUAUUUAAAGCAUUUAUUCACUGUAGUUUAUGCCCUCCAUUCUUUUUAUGGAUGGAUAUGAGCAUCAUUGAUUUCCAUUAAUUUGAAUUCCCUUGUGAAUUUUAUGAA